AUUGGUAUUUCCCACCGAAAGUUCUUCACGGUGUUCUUAAGCGAUCGCCCAUGAUUCCUUGGAAGAUCAAUGGGAAACAAGAGGUACCUAGGCUUAGAACUCAAGAGAUCUCUCAUUUCGGGGCUUCCAAACGAUGUCGCGCGCCACUGCCUCGCCAAGGUCCCCAGGAUCUACCACCGCAGCAUGCGAUCGGUGUCAAGAACUUGGAAGAAAACGCUCGAGAGUGAGGAUUUCUUCGCGGUAAGAAGGAAAUCUGGCAUCGCCGAUGCCUGGCUCGUCGUGAUCCUCAUGGAAAAUGGCCACAACUCCUACUGCAUUUACAAUCUCGCCUCCAAAUCCUUGUUGCUCAAAGCGCCUCUUCCAGAUCCUCCACUGCCCACGGGGCUAGAAAUCGGCGAUGUGGGCGGAGGAGGAUUCGCCACAUUCAAGACCGCGGCGGUGGGCGCUCUCCUCGUCGUGCUGGAAUCCAGGACGAGCUCUCGCCGAUCGAGUGUGGAGAACCACACCCGGAUCUUCGAUUCCAUCAAGAACAAGUGGCGGGCGGGAUCGCCGCCAACUGUCGCGCGGUCGCAGUUCGCCAUGGCGACAGUGAAUGGUACGGUCUACGUCGCGGGGGGCUGCGACCACGACGGUGACUUUGUCCCUGCGACCGAGUCCUAUGACGUUGCGACCGACACGUGGACGCAGCGGUCAACCAUGCCGUACAACAACCUCGACCGGGUUGACUGCAAGGUGGUGUUCCAGGGUAAGCUUUACGUCCGGGUGUUCUCUUCCACGCGUUGCGAGGUGCUGGUCUAUGAUCCUGGUAGCGAUUCCUGGCACCGCGAUUCUUCUGGGAUGAGUGCCAUGGAUCAUGGAGAACUCGUCGCUACUUCCAGCGGGAUUUACAGCUUGACAGCCUCGGAUUGCCUCUACAAGUUCGUGGAUGGGGAAUGGGUUCUUGCCGGGAGCAUCCAGCGCAAGCCAUCUUCGUCUUCCUCGUCUCCGGCUUUCAAUGUCCACUCGCAGCGGGCAUUUGGGCUCCGGGAUGAGAUCUUCGUCCUGGGCGCUGGUGAUCUCUCUUGCGUGAUUGGGGAGGAUCUCGUUUGCCACGGAUUGUUCCUGGGGAGUUCUUGGUUUAGAGCUGGUUCCGUGGUCAUGGGAUAGAGCGAUCCUGCUAGAUGAGCUUGCGGCGAAUUCGAGUGCUCCGCGAGUGGCUCCACACGGCAGCGGCAUCGGUGAUUGGUGACAAUGUCAAGUUCUUGGAGACCGAUGUGGAUGGGUGGAAGGGAAAGUAUGGAGAUCUCCCGCGAGCCGUGGUGCCGUGAUCGAGCAAGCAGGGGAGAUCAGCAUUAACACGGCAGUGUCGAGAGGCUUUGUGUCCCUUCUCAAGUGGUGCGUACAAGAGAAUAAUCUAGCACAAGUUCGUCGCGUGCACGGCUUUGUUUCCGCGAGGCAUCCCGGCUGCGCGGAAGACCAGUUCGUGGGAGACAUGAUACUACAGGCAUAUCGGAAGCUUGGCGAGCUUGGUCUAGCAUAUAAGGUGUUUGCUGGCAUCUGGAACAGAGAUCUUUUCUCGUGGACUAUCAUGAUCGCAGCGUUUCCAUAGAAUGGGCAUUUUGCCGAGGCGUUGUUGCUGUUUAGACGAAUGGAGCUCGAUGGUGUGAAGCCAUCGCCGGUGACUUGCGUCACUGUUCUUGCUUCCUUCACGGUUCGAAGGCUUCUCCCGCAAGCUAGAAAGUUCCACGCAAGGAUCACAGCUCUGGGCCUGGAAUCAAACGUUAUAGUUGGCACAGCGGUGAUCACAAUGUAUGGGAAAUGUGGGAGCUUGAGCUAGUCUUCGAGAGAAUGCCGCAAAAGAACCUCGUCACCUGGACGACGCUGAUAUCGAGCUAUGCCCAGCAUGGCCAUGGCAGAGAAGCGAUGGAGAUUUUCGAGAGGUUGCUUGCUCAUGGAGGCCUCGAACCCGAUGCGGUUGCUUGCGUGAGCGCUCUCGACGCUUGCUCGAGCAUGGCAUCGCUGGAGCAAGGCAGAAAAGUUCACAGGAUCGUCGUCUCGAGGGGAUUCGAGAGCAACACAGUCGUAGCAAAUGCUCAUGUAUGGAAAAGGCGGGGCUCUGGAAGAAUCAAGAGCAGUGUUUGACACGAUCCAACACAAGAAUCGCAACUCCUGGAACUGCAUGCUCACGGUUUACGUCCAAGGGGGCCACUUACACGAGGCGAUGGAGCACGUAACUCUCCUCUGCGGAGGUCGGAAUAGGAACACAGGGGUAUCAGGAAAGAUUUUGCAGUCGGUUUAAUCUAGAAAAGAGUUGUGGAUGUUACAGCU
This is a messenger RNA of Selaginella moellendorffii, 2307 nucleotides long. RefSeq names its product F-box/kelch-repeat protein At1g67480. Gene Ontology annotation, molecular function: protein binding. The transcript has a single exon. The record is from RefSeq and is a predicted model, not a curated record. Bases 70 to 1146 code for a protein of 358 amino acids. Lineage: Eukaryota; Viridiplantae; Streptophyta; Lycopodiopsida; Selaginellales; Selaginellaceae.